CGCCCCUUUAAUGCCCGCUCCCUCCUUCCAGUUUCUCGGAGUAGCUGGCAUUACGUGGGAAUGCUGGUCCCGAAGUUUUUGAAGAGCUGCCAGCUCUCAGGAAGGUGCGUAUUUCUACUGUGGGUGCACCGGCGCCAGACAGCGGCUGCAUGGUCAUUCCUGUCCGCUACUUAACAUCUGUGGGAAUGUCAGAAACUAACAUCACAUGCCACUAAAACAAACCCUAAUUGCAAAGAAUACUGCUUUUUCACACAUCUACAGUUAAUCUUCUGAAAUGCCGGAGCAAAGCAAUGAUUAUAGGGUGGUUGUAUUUGGAGCAGCAGGAGUUGGGAAAAGCUCUUUAGUUCUCCGCUUUGUUAGAGGGACUUUCAGAGAAACGUAUAUCCCAACAGUUGAAGAUACAUAUAGGCAGGUGAUCAGCUGUGAUAAGAAUAUAUGUACUCUACAAAUCACAGACACUACAGGAAGCCAUCAGUUUCCUGCAAUGCAGAGGUUGUCCAUUUCCAAAGGGCAUGCAUUUAUUCUGGUGUACUCUGUGACCAGCAGGCAAUCCGUGGAAGAAUUACAACCCAUCUAUGAGCAGAUAUGUGAAAUCAAAGGAAACAUUCAAAAUAUCCCCAUCAUGUUAGUGGGUAACAAGAGAGAUGAGACUCAGAGAGAAGUGGAGGCCACCGAGGGAGAAGCACUGGCCUCGAAGUGGAUGUGUUCUUUCAUGGAGACCUCGGCCAAACUAAACCACAAUGUGCAGGAACUUUUCCAAGAGUUGCUUAAUUUGGAAAAGCGGAGAGCAGUAAGCCUCCAAGUGGAUGGGAAGAAAUCCAAACAACAGAAAAAACGAGACAAACUGAAAAGAAAAUGUUCCCUGAUGUGAAGCAUUGUCUAAUUGAAUUCUGUUUACUGCAUGGUACAACCAGGCAUGGAUUUCACAGACUCCUGUGCCACAUGAUCCACAUUUGCACAGAAAGUCUCAUUUUAAAAUAGCCACAAAUCAGAUAAUAAAGUCUUAAAUCAACUGUAUGAUCAAUGAAUCAAAACUAAAUGUCAGAUCUCUACGAUGGAUGGACUCCAUCAUGAGCUUUGGUUGUUGUUUGGACAAAAAAAAACAUGCUUCCUGCAUUUUCUUAUUUAAAUCAUAAUUUCCUA
This is a messenger RNA of Hypanus sabinus (Atlantic stingray), 1143 nucleotides long. Its product is annotated as GTP-binding protein Di-Ras2-like. Lineage: Eukaryota; Metazoa; Chordata; Chondrichthyes; Myliobatiformes; Dasyatidae. The record is from RefSeq and is a predicted model, not a curated record. Gene Ontology annotation, biological process: signal transduction. The transcript has 2 exons. Gene Ontology annotation, cellular component: plasma membrane. Gene Ontology annotation, molecular function: GTP binding; GTPase activity; GDP binding. Bases 275 to 871 code for a protein of 198 amino acids.